ACGGGGGCGUGGCCGACUCUGCAAAUUGAGCGGCUUCGGGUGUUACCGGAAACAGCCGAAAGCCAGUUCAAAGUGGGCGGAGAAAAUUGGUGGGCGUGGCCGAAUGGCUUUGGAGUUCCCGGAGUCACUUCGUGGGUUUCCGUAAAUAGAGCCGAAGCUCCUUCUUCGGAAUACAGGAGGCGCGUGUGUCCCCGGGGAUUUCAUUCUUCGGCUGUUUCCGGAAUUCACCCUCGCGGAGAGGAGAAGGUUCAUACCCCACCUCCAGUUCCUAGACGCUUCGGAUGUUUCCGGCUCCUGCCGGCGGAAAGAGCCGAGGGCCGGCGGUGGUGGCGGCCAUGUUGGGAGCAGCAGCCCACCUUGGGACACCUUGAUUCCAAGCCCAGCAGUAAGUCCAACAUGCUGCGGGGCCGCAACUCGGCCACCUCUGCUGAUGAGCAGCCCCAUAUUGGCAACUACCGGCUCCUCAAGACCAUUGGCAAGGGUAACUUCGCCAAGGUGAAGUUGGCCAGGCACAUCCUGACUGGGAAAGAGGUAGCUGUGAAGAUCAUUGACAAGACUCAACUGAACUCUUCCAGCCUUCAGAAACUGUUCCGUGAAGUAAGAAUAAUGAAGGUUUUGAAUCAUCCUAACAUAGUUAAGUUAUUUGAGGUGAUUGAGACUGAGAAGACGCUCUACCUUGUCAUGGAGUACGCCAGUGGUGGAGAAGUGUUUGAUUACCUAGUGGCUCAUGGCAGGAUGAAAGAAAAAGAGGCUCGAGCCAAAUUCCGCCAGAUAGUGUCUGCUGUCCAGUACUGUCACCAGAAGUUCAUUGUUCAUAGAGACCUAAAGGCAGAAAACCUGCUCUUGGAUGCUGAUAUGAACAUCAAGAUUGCGGACUUUGGCUUCAGCAAUGAAUUUACCUUUGGGAACAAGCUGGAUACCUUCUGUGGCAGUCCCCCUUAUGCUGCCCCAGAACUGUUCCAGGGCAAGAAGUAUGAUGGCCCUGAGGUGGAUGUGUGGAGCCUGGGAGUCAUCCUCUACACCCUGGUCAGCGGAUCCCUGCCUUUUGAUGGACAGAACCUCAAGGAGCUACGGGAGCGGGUACUGAGGGGGAAAUACCGUAUUCCAUUCUACAUGUCCACGGACUGUGAAAACCUGCUUAAGAAAUUUCUCAUUCUUAAUCCCAGCAAGAGAGGCACUUUAGAGCAAAUUAUGAAAGACCGGUGGAUGAAUGUGGGGCAUGAAGAUGAUGAACUAAAGCCUUAUGUGGAGCCACUCCCUGACUACAAGGAUCCCCGGCGAACAGAGUUGAUGGUGUCCAUGGGCUACACACGGGAAGAGAUCCAGGACUCACUGGUGGGCCAGAGGUACAACGAGGUGAUGGCUACCUAUCUGCUCCUGGGCUACAAGAGUUCUGAGCUGGAAGGUGACACCAUCACCUUGAAGCCCCGGCCUUCAGCUGACCUGACCAAUAGCAGUGCCCCAUCCCCAUCCCACAAAGUACAGCGCAGUGUCUCAGCCAACCCCAAGCAGCGACGCUUCAGUGACCAGGCUGGCCCAGCCAUUCCCACCUCUAAUUCCUACUCUAAGAAGACUCAGAGUAACAACACAGAAAAUAAACGGCCUGAGGAGGACCGGGAGGCAGGGCGGAAGGCCAGCAGCACUGCCAAAGUGCCUGCCAGCCCCCUGCCCGGCCUGGAGAGGAAGAAGACAACUCCUACCCCCUCCACGAACAGCGUCCUCUCCACCAGCACAAACAGAAGCAGGAACUCCCCGCUUUUGGAGAGGACCAGCCUCGGCCAGGCCUCCAUCCAGAACGGCAAAGACAGCCUAACCAUGCCAGGGUCCCGGGCCUCCACGGCUUCUGCUUCUGCCGCAGUCUCUGCGGCCCGGCCCCGCCAGCACCAGAAAUCCAUGUCGGCCUCCGUGCACCCCAACAAGUCCUCUGGGCUGCCCCCCACGGAGAGUAACUGUGAGGUGCCGCGGCCCAGCACAGCCCCCCAGCGUGUCCCUGUCGCUUCCCCCUCUGCCCACAACAUCAGCAGCAGUGGUGGAGCCCCAGACCGAACUAAUUUCCCCCGGGGUGUGUCCAGUCGAAGCACCUUCCACGCUGGGCAGCUCCGACAGGUGCGGGACCAGCAGAAUUUGCCCUACGGUGUGACCCCAGCCUCUCCCUCUGGCCACAGCCAGGGCCGGCGGGGUGCCUCUGGGAGCAUCUUCAGCAAGUUCACCUCCAAGUUUGUCCGCAGAAAUCUGUCUUUCAGGUUUGCCAGAAGGAACCUGAAUGAACCUGAAAGCAAAGACCGAGUGGAGACGCUCAGACCUCACAUGGUGGGCAGUGGAGGCAACGACAAAGAAAAAGAAGAAUUUCGGGAGGCCAAGCCACGCUCACUGCGCUUUACAUGGAGUAUGAAGACCACCAGCUCCAUGGAGCCCAAUGAGAUGAUGCGGGAGAUCCGCAAGGUGCUGGAUGCAAACAGCUGUCAGAGCGAGCUGCACGAGAAGUACAUGCUGCUGUGCGUGCACGGCACGCCGGGCCAUGAGAACUUCGUGCAGUGGGAGAUGGAGGUGUGCAAACUGCCGCGGCUGUCACUCAACGGUGUUCGGUUUAAGAGGAUAUCAGGCACCUCCAUGGCCUUCAAAAACAUUGCCUCCAAAAUAGCCAAUGAGCUGAAGCUUUAACAGGCUGCCCG
Fukomys damarensis (Damara mole-rat) is the source of this 2672-nucleotide messenger RNA. RefSeq names its product microtubule affinity regulating kinase 2 (gene Mark2). The transcript has 19 exons. The record is from RefSeq and is a predicted model, not a curated record. Gene Ontology annotation, molecular function: tau-protein kinase activity; protein serine/threonine kinase activity; ATP binding. Bases 397 to 2661 code for a protein of 754 amino acids. Gene Ontology annotation, cellular component: cytoplasm. NCBI's taxonomy places the organism in Eukaryota, Metazoa, Chordata, Mammalia, Rodentia, Bathyergidae. Gene Ontology annotation, biological process: intracellular signal transduction; protein phosphorylation; microtubule cytoskeleton organization.